This is a messenger RNA of Naegleria lovaniensis, 3876 nucleotides long. RefSeq lists its product as uncharacterized. The record is from RefSeq and is a predicted model, not a curated record. The transcript has a single exon. Bases 1 to 3876 code for a protein of 1291 amino acids. NCBI's taxonomy places the organism in Eukaryota, Heterolobosea, Eutetramitea, Acrasida, Naegleriidae.
AUGUCUAAUUCUACUAAUCCAAAGCCAUGUUCUGGAAAUGGGCUCUGUGUGUCAUUUGACAAUUGUUCAUGCUUUGGUGGUUAUGAAGGUUUAGAUUGCUCUGUAAACUCGAACUCUAUUUCCUUAACAGUUGAAAACGCGCCGUACUAUAUUUCGAGCAGAAACAGGACCAUUGAAAUUGAAGGUCAUGUCAUCAACGUUAACACGAGUGAAAUAUUGAAUGAAACCAUUGUCUUCAAUAUUCAUUGCCUUAAUUGUACUGACGAAAGUAGUACCGUCUUCAAAGUAGUACAUAACAAAGGAUUGAAGACGUUUGAUUUCUCGCUGUUUAACAUUACUACAGCUGGAAGAUAUUUACUUAUCAUGAAUGCAUCGCUUUUCGACAACAAUUCGCCGUACAGAUAUUGGAAACAAAGAACUGUCAAUUUUUUCGUCACAUAUAUUGGUGAUACUGAGCUAGUGAUGCACGGACUACCACAUGCAUUGGUCACAAACAUCCAGCAGUCAUUUCAAGUCGUCAUUUCAGCUGUUAAAUUUCCUCAACGAUCCGAAGAAAUUCCAAACAGCUACCUUGGGACAAGCACAUUGAUGAAUAAUGCUUCCAACCUUGUGUCUUUUUCUAUAGAGCUCAAAGACACAUCUUCCAGUAACAACACUCUGUGUUGGACCUCUGGAAAAACCUAUGCUUCAGGAACUCUUGUAGAAGGAGGUUCAUUCACCACUUCCGUGCUUUCGCCAGUUGUCUCAUUACAAUGCAAUUUUCUUCACACAGUAACUUCAGCAUCGCGAGUCUCGUUGAAUGUCGUACUCACUAAUGACAAAAAUCCAACCGAUGCUGUACAGUUUAGUUAUGAAAUACCAAUGCUCAGCUUUAAUUUUCCACUGGUACGAAAUAGUACCAUCAUUAGUCCUAAACAUGGCGUUGCCCUUGACACGUUGUUUUCAGUUUCUCUGAUAGAUGUGACUAUUUUACAUAGUGUUCCUGCCUCUCUUUUUCCAUUGGAGUUUGCUUUUGGAUUUGUUUUGGAAGAUUCCAAGCAAAAGAUAAGACUGACCCCUUUUUCACAACAUUACAACAAUGUCAAUUUUGCUCUUCCAUUCACUUUUUAUCAGAAACCAGCACUAAAGGAACAGUUAGACAUUUUACUUUUCAUUCGAGACGUCUUUUCAAAUGAAUAUUCUCAAACCAUUGGACAAGUAGAGAUUUACCCCAACACAAACGCAGACAGCCUUACUGAAAAAGUGAAACUUAACAAGAAUUUGGCAUUGGCUGCCACCUAUGAUCGCUCUCUUCUCGCUUCUCAACAAUCUAGCAACACGUCUAUCGACAUGACUCUUUCUGCUGUUCAACAGUUAACUCUCACAGCACUUGAUAAGGACUAUUCACAAUCACUGCAGGCCUUGUCACUUCUUUCGGAGCAGUCCUUUGUGGAACAGCUCAUUGCUUCAGCACUGACAGAAAAGGUUGGUCAGUUCCUGAGCGAAAUGAAACAACUCUAUAUCAGAGAAAAGAGGCAAUUCGGUUUUGUCCAAAAAACGGUAGACACUGAUUUACAGUCUUCUCUUGAACUCACAUCCAAUAUCAUGAAACGUGGACUUUCCAUGAACGAAAUUGCUGAACUAUGCCAAAAGAUCUCAACCAUUGCUCAAAUAAGAGAAAAUCCAACACUGCUUCAUUCCAAUUCUUCCAGUGUUCCAACAGUGAGACAUUUAUUUUCUGAACAAGUGAACAUUACAGUCAUGAGCUUUGUACAAGACGUGUCUCUUCAAAAUUAUUCAAAGAACGCAUUCUUACAAGAUGUUGAAUUUAAUACUCGAUACAUUCUCUCAAAAUAUGACGGUUUCUCUCAAGAAAUGGGAAUCAAGAAGGUUUCUUUCACAAAGAGUGUGAAAACACACAAAGAGGAUACAAAUCAACUCAUUUCAUCUGUAAAGGAUUUUUCCUUCUCAAAGAAUAUCCAAGAACUUGCAUUACAGGAUUUAGAAGAACCUUUAAUCUUGUCAUUUAACAUUCAGAAUCAAAGUUUAGAUCUUGGAAGCAACAUUUCAAAACUAUCUUGUCGCUACUGGAAUGAAACGACACAAUCUUGGAAUACGAAUGGAUGUGAGGUGUUGAGAGUGGUGAACGAAACUCGUGAAGUAUUGUGCUCGUGCAAUCACACCACCAUGUUCUCUGUCUUUAUGCAGUACGACAACUCUUCGUUGCAAGGAGAACCAAAUCGACAACAAUUCUUGUCAACAUUAUUUAUUGGACAAGUGACUGUUGGAGUUUUUUACUUUCUAGCUUCAGUAAUUAUAUUGAUUUGUUUAUUCCUAUUUCGUACUAAACAGCCCAUCAAGAGUCGAUUGUUUACACCAUUUGUUGGAAUGGUAAGCUUGAUGAUUCAAAGCAUUUUGAUUUCCAUGACUCAAAAAGGAGUACUUUUAUCUUUGACACAAGAAAAUUUUACACAAUCAAGUGUUACACAUUGGGAAGGUUCAUUGCAAAGUGCUAAUAUUCUUGGUAAUGUGGCCAUGAUUAUUUCUAAUACCUUAUCCAUUACUGCGAUUGUGUUUUAUUUAGUUCAAGUCCUGAGAUUUCAAUUUUUGAAAUACUUUUAUCAUAAAAUGAUGAUGAACAAUCAUGUGAAGAAUGGAGAGAAAUCAAACACCAAUGACAUCACUACUCCACAACAAUUUGGUCAGCUUCCACCCAUUCAAAAGAUGAUCAAGCAAGUGGCAUCAAAAUCCCUUUCUACCACAGUAUUAGUCAUUUGUUUACUAUUGAAUUUGGGUUAUUGGACGUUGUUUGUGAUUUUAGUAAGGUCUGAAGCAAUUUCUCCUACAGCAUACACCUUUGUGGUCUCCAUUUCAUACACUGCAUUCGUUUUAUUGUGUGGACUUUUAAUUACAGGAGUUGCUGCAAGCGAUUUUAUCUAUUCCUUUAUACUCUCCAUGAUUCAGAGACAUGGGCCAGAACAACAACCAGCAACGCAUCUCUCCAAUGUUGGAAAUUCCAAGUCUGUUGUAGCUCCACCAGAAAAGAUUUCCGGAACGUCUAAAAAAGUGGUUCAAUGGCUUCAUGUGAAACCACUUCGAGAUUGGUUUGCAGAUUUGGAUGCUCCUCUUUAUUUCAGAGGAGAAAUGAUAUUAUUCAUGUUAUGUUACACUUUCCUGAUUUGCAACCAAUUAACAGGUCUCUAUACCUUGAUGAACAAGGAUGCUCCGUCACAACAGGCAGUAAUGACCUUUGAUGUGAUUUCGUUUGUAUUUGAAAUCUUAUAUGUCGCCACCUAUAUUCUAGUGUUUGGAGGCUUUUCUUUGCUUAUUUUGGCUUUUAACACAUUGAAACCAAUACUUUCAAGAAGAACGAAGAAGCAAGGAUCUGUUACAGAUAAUCAGACACAAGACGAGACAGAACUUCAAACUCUCUUAAAUAGCAAGGAAGGAAGAGAGUUAAUGGAAGAAUUUUGUGAAAAGGAAUUCUCGUUAGAGAACAUGUUCAUGUACAAGGACCUGACGCAGUUUAAAACCGAUUGCAAGUCAAAUUCAAUCAGCUCUAUACAUUCAUUUAUGAACAACAUUCAUUCCAAUUACAUUGCUUCAGGAUCUCCAAAAGAAGUGAAUAUUUCCUCUGCUUGUAGAAAAGAAGUUCUCAAAGUGUUCAAAGACAUUCAAAAUACAUCUUCACAAGAAUUGAAAGAAGUCAAGAAUAUUCAACACACACACCCUCAAGACAUGACUGCGUUUGAGCAGUGUAUUAAUCAUCUCACUGAAGAAAUUCUGUUAAAUCUUGGAGACACAUUCUCAAGAUUGGCCACUACGCCACGAUAUUCUCAAUUUUGUGCUGUGAUGAAUAAUAAGGAAGAAAUGAUGAAGCAAGUUAAUCUCUUGUGA